Tetrahymena thermophila SB210 is the source of this 3972-nucleotide messenger RNA. RefSeq lists its product as hypothetical. The transcript is spliced from 4 exons. Lineage: Eukaryota; Ciliophora; Oligohymenophorea; Hymenostomatida; Tetrahymenidae. The record is from RefSeq and is a predicted model, not a curated record.
UUAUAAUUUUAUUCAACUUAUCUUUAGUUUAAUAAAUAACUAAAAUUUUCUACAAAAAUAGCUAAAAUGAGCUAAACAUUUCAAAGCGAAAAACAUUUAUAUGAUGAUAAAUCUACAACAUUUUAUUAACUUUUUAAAAUCUUAAUGGUUGAAAAUAAAAGCAUACAAAUGAUUGAGGAACUCAAAGAUAUUUUGAGGCAGUUCAUUUAUUUUUAGACACUUUUUCACUUCAUUUCAAAUGUUUUUCCUUGCUUUAACUUCAUAAAUACAUUUAUUCAGCUGUUUGAAGUAGUAAGUGAAGAUGAAUUAAACACAGAUAAAAAUGCAGAUUUUAUAGUUAGAAUUUGUUUGGAAAGUUUUUCAUUUUCACAAGUUUAAGAAAAUUCAUUCUUAGAGCAAUAUAACUGGGGUUAGUUUGCUAAAAAAUGCCGCAUCAUUUAGAACUAAGCUAAGUCUCUUACUAAAAUUGAAGGAGAAAUUGAUAAAGAGCAAUUAAUAAAAAAUGAAUAAUGCUAGCAAUAUAAAUAUUUAUUAAUAUAACAAUCUAAAUUUAUAGUAUGCUUAAAAAAGUACUAAAAUUAAAGAGAUAUCACAUAUAAUAAUAUUAUAAAAUGUAUUCCUUAAGUAUAACAGAUAACUUCAAAGAGAACGCAAGAUAACAUUAUAAAAAGCAUUGAAAGCAUCAACUUAUUUGAAAAUACUGUAAUUACUCUUUAAUAGGAUUAAUUUGUCACACCUAGAAAGUCAAAGUUGUAAAAAUUUAAAAAAGAUGCUUUAUGGUUUCUGAUAUCAGGAAAUGGAGUUGUUGAAUAAAGAAUAAGUGAAACUGUCACUGUUCCUAUUUCUACUAUUUCUGAAGGUAGUCUAUUUGGAGAGGAGAUUCUAUUUUAGAAUUUAAAAAAUGAAUAAGAUGAUAAUGAUAUAAAUUCGAGCUUAGAAAAUAUAAAAUAAUUCAAAGAAUAGAUAAAUGAAGAUUAAGGAAGAUUUUAGCUAAGAAUAACUUCUAAGCUAGGUAAAAUGUACUGCAUAUAAAAGGAAUAGAUUUUAUUGAUUUUGCCUAGUAAAAUAGUGAAAGAAAUCUAGACCAAUUUUAUUUAAAAAUUUAAUAAUAGAAAAAAUAUCCUAACAUCUUAAUUAGAAUGCUAAAAAUAGUAAAACAUUUAAGUCAGUGAAAGGAAAAAAAAUAUAAGAAGACAAUUCAGUGAAAUUUUAAAUACAAAUAAUAUCUAAAUAAAAUAAACAAAUUAAAGAGAAUCUUUUAUGGAUAACUAAGAAGAUUUAAUCAUGCAAAGGGUCAUCGACAAGAAAUAAAUGAUAUUAAAAUUAUAGGAAAAUUAACUUGCCAAAAAGGUUUUAUUUGCUGAUUCUUCGCACUCUCCAUAAAGAGAUAGUGUUUUAUAGUUUAAUGAUAAUUCAAAAACAGAAAGGAAAUCUUCAAAAGAAAUUAAAAAAAAACCAAAUAUUUAGCUUGUUCUUAAGGAGAAAAAAUCAAAUGAUAAAACAAAUUAAAGUAGCUUAAAUGAGCAACAAAAAUUCUUUUCUGUAGAAAAUGAACAAAAUAUAAACUCUUCCUAUAAAACUCUUUUGUCUUCGAAGCCUACUGUUGAAAAAAGAUAUCUUAAUAAAAAAAUUUUUAAUAUCAUAAAUUAAGGAUUUGAUUUUGGAACAAAAGAUAAAUAAUCUGAGUAUAACAAAGAGCAUGCUAUUAAAAUGCUUUAACUAAAAAAUGGAAUCAUCAAUCCAAUAACUAAAGCAAGACACCCGAGCAUAUAUGAACAUUAAGAAAAAAUGAUUCUCAAAUAAUAAUAAAAGAUAUAAUCGAUAAGCAUUGCUAGACUGCUUGACAAUACUCCAAGUCAGCAAUCAAUUUACAACUAAUUUACGAAUUAAGAAAAUAAUCAAAUAAAUAUAACAAGCUUGCAAAAUAUUGAAGAUAGAAAAUAAUCUUUUUACUUAACACCAAAAGAGUUCUGCCAAUCUGCGCGUUAGUUAGAAUAAAAAUUUCAAGCCAGCUUUUAAAAUACUUCUUCCAAAUUAUUACGUUAUAACACAGUAGAUAUCUCAAAAAUGGGUACUACUUAAGACUUUACACCCUUUUAAAAUAAGACCAAUAAAAAUAAAUCUUCAAAUUCUAUUAAAAGACCUUCAGAUUAAUCUAAAUCUGAUGAAAUGUCUUUAAUCUAAUUUGGUUUAAACUUAAUACAGAUUCCUAACAAUGAAAUUAAUGAGAAAAAUAAAAGUUCAAUAUUGAUCAACAAAACACUAAAUUCAAGUAGUUUUAGUGAUAAUAAUAAACAAAAGAGUUUCACUGGUUACAACCAAAACAAUUAACGAGACAGCAUUAAUUUUAAAAGUGAUGAAAUUGGAAAUCGUGGAGAGUUUUUAUAAAAUAAAGAGAGCAGUUUUGCUGAUUUCAUAAACAAUACAAAUAGAAAAAAAUCAAGGUGCUUUUCAAAUUUUAUUCAAGCUAAUAAUUUCACUGAGGAAGAAAAUAGUAUGAGUUAAGCAAAUGUUAAUUAUUAAAGUUAAAAAAAACUUUUAAGAUAAAGAACUUGUAAUUCAAUUAAUGAAUUGUUAGAUCUUUCUUAAAUAGGAUCUAAAAAAAAUAAUAAUUUGUCAUAAAAUAACCAGUCUUUGAAAUAAAUUAAUUCAAUUUUUUCAGAAUUGAACUCCAAGAAUUUUAUUAAAAAAGACAUUAAUUACAACUCCUAAAAAAGUUAAGAUAAUAUUUUUAAUUAAAUAUGUAAAAGCAAUCAACAGAGUGCAAGAAAAACUACUAAGAUAUCUUUGCUUUUGGAAGAAAAUGAAAGAAUAAAAAGUGCUAGGAACUAAAUCAGCUUAGAUAAAACUAAUAAAUAAUAUAACAACGCCUUUGCAAGUGUAAAUAUAAAUAAAAUAUUAAGUAAAUCCCCAUCUUUUGAUCAAAUUAACUUCAUUUAAGGAAACAUACAACAUAAAAAUAAAUUUAGUGAUAAAGAUUAAUAAAAUCUAUAUUAUAUGAAAAAUUAAGAAAAUCAACAAUGUUAGGCAUCUCGAAUUGAUUAAAUCGGAUCACCUGUAAAGAAUAGUACUACGUUUAAUUUAGAGAAAACUAAUGAAAAUAGUUUCAAUUUAAAAGGUUAAAAAAUAUCUUUCUAGGAAAAAUAUAUUAAAAUUAAAUCUAAUAAAGGUGAAUAUAUACGUUUAAAUAACUAAAUAAAUUAGAUUGAUAACAAUCAAAAUUCUAACUAAGCUAAUCAAGAUUAAUUCUAAGUAUCUGAUUCAAAAAUUCAUCCGAGAGAUAGAAAAUUAUUAAACUAAUAUAAUUCAUCACCUAAGAAUGAAAAAUAAAUAAGCCAAAUUAUUUAAAAUAAAGAACUCGUUAAUAAUAUACGAUUAAGAAGCUCUUAACAGUUUUAUAAGUCUCCUAAAAAAUCAUAUUAAAAAUAGAUAUCUGAUUAGAAACUUAAAGUAAAUACAGACUCAAGCUCUGUUAUGAAGUUGAAAAAAUCUAAUAAUUAAUAGCUUCAAAGAUGCCUCACUUAAGAUUAACUCCAAGAAAUUACAACAGAUUUUUACUCCUAAGCAUAAGGUGUCUCUAGUAAUGAAUUAAGUAAUUAGCAAAAUAUUGAGGACUAGAACCAAUAAAUAUUUGAAGCUGAUACUUUUGGGAUUUAAAACAUGAAAAAUCUUAAUUAAUAAGUAAAUGCUGAAAGUUGUAAUAAUUAUAACAAUUUUGCCUCCAGUAACAACAUAGACAUACUGAAUUUAAGACAAAACGAAUUAACCAGUUAAGAAAAAUUACAGUAGUAGGAAUACAAUUAUUAAAAUUAAUUUAAUCAGAAAUUCAAUUUCAAAUCUUACUUACUUCAAAAAGCUAAAAAUAAUUAGGCUAUCAAAAGAAAGAAUGUAAACAUAUAAAAAGAUUUCGAACAACCUAACUUAUUGCUUUGCAAUAAAUAAAUAUAAAUUUUAGAACUAAAAAAGUCUUGA